UGAUGAUAACGAGGUAAACCUAAGUCACGUGUUUUUAUAAUUAAUAUUUAUUGACAACUUUUAAACAUAGUAUAUACCUACGAUUACAUUAAUAGAGUUAUCCAUAAAUUUAAAUUAAACAUCUAAACCUUAGUUAACCAAUUAUCAAUGAUGGAGAAUCCUAUUGUAAUGAACAAGUAUUCGAUCGAAAGGACUCUUGGACAUGAAACAAAAUCGUACAAUUACAAUGAAUUUGUUAAAAACUUUAAGAUAAACAUAAUCAGCCAAACUGAUACUGACUUAGAGUUUGAUUUAAUUGGUGUAGAUGUUGCCUUGGCGAACAGUUUAAGGCGAGUCAUCAUAUCUGAGGUACCCAGUAUGGCGAUUGAGAAAGUGCAUAUAUAUCAAAAUACAUCAUACGUACUUGACGAAAUUCUCGCCCAUCGAUUGGGUUUGAUUCCAUUAAAAGCAGACCCUAGACAGUUUAAAAUGAAGGAUGAAAAUGCUGAACCUAGCGAACAAGACAGUUUAAUGUUUGAAUUAAAAAUUAAAUGUACAAAAAAAGAUUUAGAUGCUUUAGCACAUAAACAAUUUAUAAGUUAUCCUGUUUAUUCGAAACAUAUAAAAUGGUUACCUCUUGGUAAUCAAAAAGACAUGUACACAGAACAAGAUGUUGGUAUGAUUAAUGACGACAUUCUCAUUGCAAAACUAAGACCGGGACAAGAAAUUGAACUAAAAAUGUUUGCAGUUAAAGGAAUUCCGAAGGAUCAUGCCAAAUUCCAAAGUGUUUGUACAGCGUGGUAUAGACUAAUGCCCAAAAUUGAAUUAUUACAAGAAAUUAAAGGAGACGAUGCCAAAUUAUUACAAAAGUGUUUUUCAAAUAAUGUCAUUGGAUUAAAAGAUGUCAAAGGUGUACCCGUGGCAUACGUUGCAGACAGUAGAAAAGACAACAGUUCUAGGAACGUUUUUAGGUACAAAGAAUUUGACGGUAAAGUGUUAAUGGCCAAAGUUCAAGACCAUUUUAUAUUUACAAUCGAAUCGGUGGGAUCAAUGAAACCAAAUGAAAUAUUUUUAGAGUCUAUUAAUAUUAUUGUUCAGAAACUAAAUAAUGCUUUGGAGUCGGCAAUAAACCAAAGUGAUGUAUAAUGGAAAUUUAUUUUUUUAUUUUCAAAUAAACUAGAUUGUAAUAUUACUCUGUA
Messenger RNA from Adelges cooleyi (spruce gall adelgid), 1178 nucleotides. It is a transcript of the gene Polr1C, whose product is annotated as DNA-directed RNA polymerases I and III subunit RPAC1. Bases 148 to 1125 code for a protein of 325 amino acids. Gene Ontology annotation, cellular component: RNA polymerase III complex; RNA polymerase I complex. Gene Ontology annotation, molecular function: DNA binding; protein dimerization activity. The transcript is spliced from 9 exons. NCBI's taxonomy places the organism in Eukaryota, Metazoa, Arthropoda, Insecta, Hemiptera, Adelgidae. Gene Ontology annotation, biological process: DNA-templated transcription. The record is from RefSeq and is a predicted model, not a curated record.